AUGAGCCAGCUAUUUACCGCUGUCCUGUUAUUGUGCUGCAGAUACAACGCCACAGGAGCCCAAGAUCGUAGCCUGGAUGCCACCAGUUGUUUGCCACUUAAAAUCGCAGUUGUCAUCUCCUCGGGGCUGAGCGGCUCAGUAGGAGUGUUGAUUCAGAGUCUUAUCUACACUACAUUCACCUCUCUUCUGAACCCAUACAUACCGAACCAGGAUGGAAGAAGACGAAAUCACAAAUACCUAUGUGAUAUAGUAUGUGUAUGUUCAGGACAAUCAACUUGUCUUCUCAUCCCCCUGCAGACUAUUCAGCUGAAGACAGCUGAAGUCAGGGGGGUCAGGAGCCGUGGAGGGUUUCUAGCAGCGGGGUCAAACUGUGUUUUGUGUGCUGAGGAGGUGAGCGACCUCCGAAAUACACCCUGCUACCUUCCUCACGGGAUCGCUCUGAGCGUAAAAGAAUCACCAAAUUUUCUUAAAGUGGGUCACCAUGCAUGGGAGCACUGUGACACAGCCGAGGUGCUGCUGAGGAAAGGCGGUCCCUUAAUCUGCCGUGAAGACCCCAGAGGUUCCAACGUCCUUCACGAGAACAAGGACACCAAUAGCAGCACAGCCAGCACCGGCGACAACUGAAGCCCCUUCACAAAGCUUGUCGGGAGCAAGGAGAUCCUGGGUAACCUGGAUUUACCACAGGGGGGGCUGUGUGCCCUCAUCCAGGCCCCCGUGUUUGAGGUGAUGGCACGAGAAGAAGCAUCAACCCAAAAAUGUGCAGCAGGAACGCUUUCCAACAACUCCCACAACAUCCUGCAGAUAAUAGCCGAAGCAUGCAAUGCACUGACCUCUGGGGUUGUUAUGGAGAACAGCAAGCUGCCGCCAGGGGGUUCAAACGUCUCUUAUAUUUCACACAGUAAGGACCGCACUGAGCAAAUAAGGAAGUGCUCCGGCAUCUCCGCCUGGGCCAAGGUGAGCUUUAAUGUAAGCAUAACAGCACCUUGAUACGUGACUGCUUCACACCCACCACCCUGUGUUAUUAUUAGGCCCCCCAAGGCUCCAACCAAGAGGCAUGUGUGCAGAGAAAGCAUCCUGUGCAGGGCCUUCUCACUCACUGGUUUGAAUCUACAGGAGAGUGAGACAAGGUUUUAUCACCCUAACAGCACUCUGGUAGGUCAGACUGUUGUCCUAGCAACAGUAGCCCCCUCUCCAGGCCCUCACAGGUGUAUGGUGGACCCGCGGGGCUUGAGAGUACACAUCCUGCUGAGGACAGAACAAAAAGAGUCUGUCCACGUCCGGGUACCAUCAGGUAGCAUCAUAAUCCUGAUCACUGCAGUGUUAUCAGCUGCUGUUGUGCUGCUACUGCUGCUGGGUGUGCUUUUGUUGCUGCUAUGGAAACUACUUGCCAGCAUAAUUGACCGUAGGGAGUUUGCCCGUUCCCUGAAAGAUCUGGACUCUUCUGUCAGAGCCCUGACUCCAUUAUGGUCUGCAGGUGUGAGCCUGGGACUCCCCAACGGAUGA
Messenger RNA from Notolabrus celidotus (New Zealand spotty), 1503 nucleotides. RefSeq lists its product as uncharacterized. The record is from RefSeq and is a predicted model, not a curated record. Gene Ontology annotation, molecular function: fibronectin binding; collagen binding involved in cell-matrix adhesion; C-X3-C chemokine binding. Gene Ontology annotation, cellular component: integrin complex; focal adhesion; cell surface. Lineage: Eukaryota; Metazoa; Chordata; Actinopteri; Labriformes; Labridae. Gene Ontology annotation, biological process: integrin-mediated signaling pathway; cell adhesion mediated by integrin; cell migration.